This is a messenger RNA of Brassica rapa (field mustard), 1637 nucleotides long. Its product is annotated as WD repeat-containing protein 74. Lineage: Eukaryota; Viridiplantae; Streptophyta; Magnoliopsida; Brassicales; Brassicaceae. Gene Ontology annotation, molecular function: protein binding. Gene Ontology annotation, biological process: ribosomal large subunit biogenesis. The record is from RefSeq and is a predicted model, not a curated record. Gene Ontology annotation, cellular component: nucleolus; preribosome, large subunit precursor.
GGUUUAGCUUAAGCAGACAUGUUUCAAAAAAAAAAAAAAAAACAAAAAAAAAAAGCUUAAGCAGACAAAAGUCAAAAUUUCCGGUUAAGCUAAACCGACCCAGGUAGAUGAUAAAUUGAACAGACAAAACAAAAUUCGUAGGGUUUUAGAAAGACCUGUCUCUUCUCCGUCGUCUUCCCUCUGCAACUCAGAGCCAAUUACGGCGGCAAAGAAAUGCCUCGAGUCAUCACCAACGAGACCUACGGUUGCCCUCCGAUCCGAGCUUUGACCUUUGACUCUCUCGGCUUAAUCAAAGUGACUGAAGCUCGAGGCAAAGAGAGAGGAACUCCAACUGUAGUCAACACAUGGGGCGAGAUGAACGCUUCCAGAAGCGUUCUCGCCUCUUCCAUGGAUGAUAGGCCAAGUAACCCGCUUUUGGCUGUGGCUAGAAAAGAUGGCAACGUUGAGGUUCUUAAUCCUUGUAAUGGUGAUCUUCACUUUGCAUACCCUUUAUUUGGUGAUGAUGGUUGUUCACCUGAGGAUGAAGAAGUCUCUGGCUUGCACUUAUUCAGAAAACAAAAAGAUGAUCAGGCAGAAAGAUCUUGCACAUUGCUUACAUGCACUAAGAAGGGAGAUGUGAGCCUCAGAACAGUUCAGUUUCCCGAUGCAAGUGGUGAUUCUACAGAUGACGCUGCUCCCAAGACUUGGAAAGCAUGUGGUUCUGGUGAAGUGUUGUUUGGUAAAGUGGAUGGGAGCGAGAACUUCGGCUUGUUUGGAGGGAAACGUGUUGAAGUCAAUAUAUGGGAUCUUGAACAAUGUACUAAGAUCUGGAGCGCCAAAUCACCUCCUAAAGACAAUCUUGGGAUCUUCACGCCAACCUGGUUCACUUGUGCUGCGUUCUUGAGCAACGAAGAUCAUCGUAAAUUUGCCACGGGAACCAAGUCUCACCAGGUUCGUCUUUAUGAUGUUUCUGCUCAACGCAGACCCGUCCUGUCCUUUGAUUUCCAUGAGACCGCUAUUACAGCCAUCACUGAAGAUCCAGAUGGUCAUACUAUCUAUGUUGGGAAUGCUUCUGCUGAUCUCGCUGCCUUUGAUAUUCGAACAGGAAAGCUGUUGGGAAACUUUUUAGGGAAGUGUUCUGGAAGCAUAAGAUCUGUUGUUAGACAUCCACAUCAUCCAGUGAUAGCUUCUUGUGGGCUGGACAGAUAUUUACGGGUCUAUGACGUGAAGACACGCCAGCUCAUCUCUGCGGUUUUCUUGAAGCAGCAUCUUACAGGUCUUGUAUUCGACUCAGGGUUUAGUGGAGAAGAGAUAGCUGUAGCAAACACAGUUGUCGAGGCUGAAACAGAGGAGAAGAUGACGAUCUUGGAAGAUGAUGAGGAAGAGGGUGAAGAUAAAACAGAGGAGGCUCCUGUGAAGAAAAAGAAGUCAAAGAAAGAGAAACGCAGUAGAGAUAAAGUCUCAGAGAAGGGUGAAGAGAUAGACGAGGUGAGAAGCAAGAAGACGCGAGAUCACAAGAAGAAAACGAAGAAAGUAAAGCCCACUCAAGAAGACUAGUGUUAAGUUUUUUUUCACAUUGUUGUUGUACUUUGCUCUUCUAAUCUGAGCUACAGUUUUGAACAAGACUUAAAAGAAAAACAGUGUUUUGGCUCUUUAAA